Knipowitschia caucasica is the source of this 213-nucleotide messenger RNA. The record is from the annotation of a GenBank genome assembly. Lineage: Eukaryota; Metazoa; Chordata; Actinopteri; Gobiiformes; Gobiidae.
AUGCUGCUUGAGCCCACUCGACAUGAGUCCGCCGCUGGGGGCGCUGUCACAGGGGCCUGUGUGAGUGGAGGCUGGGAGGAAAAGCUUGUCUGUCUCGCUCUUUGUUUCUGCUUGGGAGGAAAAUCUAGAGACACUGCGACCGGCGAGUUUUCUAACAUCACAUUCGGGCAACUGUUGGACCUUGCUGGUGCAGCAAACUCCCAGAGUCCCUGA